AGUGCCAGAAGUAGCUGUAGGUUCCGCAACCUAGGCGGGCUCAGCGCGUGGACCUAGGGGCGCGGCCCGGGGCGCCGCCCACAUCCCGGGGCUGCCCAGGAGCGCGGGGAGUGGCAGCCGCCUGCUCCGCAGUGCCACGCCACGCACAGGCAGGAGACCCAGCGCCACGGGAUGGCGGUGGCUCCAGGGUGGGCACCGCGAUCCUCACCGCCGCUGCCCACGCUAUUGCUGCUGCUGCUGCUGCUGAGGAUGUCGCCCUGCUGGUGCAUGGUGGCUCAGGACCCUCCGGCGGCCGCGCUCAGCCUGCACCCGCCUUACUUCAACCUGGCCCAGGCAGCAAGGAUCUGGGCCACCGCUACCUGCGGAGAGCGGGGUCCGGAGGUCGCAAGGCCCCGGCCAGAGCUUUACUGCAAACUGGUGGGCGGCCCCACCGCACAGGGCAGCGGCCACACCAUCCAGGGCCAGUUCUGUGACUACUGUAAUUCUGAGGAUUCCAGGAAGGCACAUCCGGCCACCCAUGCGAUUGAUGGAUCUGAACGUUGGUGGCAAAGUCCCCCUCUCUCUUCAGGAAUACAAUACAAUGAAGUCAACCUCACCUUGGAUCUGGGUCAGCUUUUCCAUGUGGCCUAUGUUUUAAUCAAAUUUGCAAAUUCUCCACGCCCUGAUCUUUGGGUCUUGGAAAGAUCUGUAGACUUUGGAAGCACCUACUCACCAUGGCAGUAUUUUGCUCACUCUAGAAGAGAUUGUUUAGAACAGUUUGGGCAAGAAGCAAACAUGGCCAUCACCCGAGAUGACCAGGUGCUCUGUGUCACAGAGUAUUCCCGCAUCGUGCCUCUGGAAAAUGGCGAGGUGGUUGUAUCUUUGAUAAAUGGUCGUCCAGGUGCGAAAAAUUUCGCUUUCUCUGACACCCUGAGGGAGUUUACUAAAGCAACAAACAUUCGCUUGCGAUUUCUCCGAACCAAUACCCUCCUUGGGCAUCUUAUCUCCAAAGCAGAGCGAGACCCCACUGUCACCCGGCGGUACUAUUACAGCAUAAAGGACAUCAGCAUCGGCGGGCGGUGUGUUUGCAAUGGCCAUGCGGAUGAAUGUACGGCUGACAACCCUGAGAAGCAGUUCCGGUGCGAAUGCCAACACCACACCUGUGGGGAGACGUGUAAUCGCUGCUGUACGGGCUACAAUCAGAGGCGCUGGCAGCCUGCUGCUCGGGGGCAGCACAGUGAGUGUGAAGCCUGCAACUGCCAUGGGCAUGCCACGGACUGUUACUACGACCCGGAUGUGGAACAGCAGCGGGCGAGCUUGAACACCAAAGGCACCUAUGCAGGGGGAGGAGUCUGCAUCGACUGUCAGCACAACACGGCAGGCGUGAACUGUGAGAAGUGUGCAAAGGGUUACUACCGGCCCCAUGGCGUGCCCGUGGAUGCGCUCCAUGGAUGCAUCCCUUGCAGCUGUGACCCUGAACGUGCAGAUGACUGUGAACAGGGGUCAGGUCGCUGUCACUGUAAGCCAAAUUUCCACGGGGACAACUGUGAGAUGUGUGCAGAUGGGUACUAUGAUUUUCCAUUUUGCUUGAGAAUUCCAGUCUCUUCCGUUUACACUCUGAGUCCAGAAGACCCGGUAGCUGGCAAUAUAAAAGGGUGUGACUGCAACUUGGAAGGUGUUCUUCCAGAAAUAUGUGACGACCAUGGCAGAUGCCUGUGCCGCCCUGGGGUUGAGGGUCCCCGGUGUGCCUCCUGCCGCUCAGGCUCCUAUUCGUUCCCUAUAUGCCAAGCUUGCCAGUGCUCGACUGUUGGAUCCUAUCCAGUACCCUGUGACCCGGUGACUGGCCAGUGUGAGUGCCUGCCUGGAGUGACAGGAAGGCAGUGUGACAGGUGUCUCUCAGGAGCCUACGACUUCCCCUCCUGCCGAGGAUCCAGCAGUAUUUGUGACCCAGCUGGGACCGUUGACUCCAGCUUGGGUUAUUGCCAGUGCAAGCUCCAUGUCACAAGUCCUACGUGUAGUGUCUGCAAACCUUUAUAUUGGAAUCUGGCCAAAGAAAACCCCAGUGGAUGCUCAGAAUGCCAGUGCCAUGAGGCAGGGACAGUGAGUGGAAUUGGAGAGUGUGGGCAGGGAGAUGGUGACUGCAGCUGCAAAGCUCACGUGACUGGUGAUGCCUGUGACACCUGCCAAGAUGGAUACUUUGCUUUGGAGAAGAGCAAUUACUUUGGCUGUCAAGGGUGUCAGUGUGACAUUGGUGGAUCACUCACCACCAUGUGUAGUGGGCCCUCAGGAGAAUGCCAGUGCCGAGAGCAUGUUGUGGGAAAAGAGUGCCAGAGGCCCGAAAAUAACUACUAUUUCCCGGAUUUGCACCACAUGAAGCAUGAGGUUGAAGAUGGCGCUGGACCUAAUGGAAGAGACUUGCGGUUUGGAUUUGAUCCCAUGGUGUUCCCUGAGUUUAGCUGGAGAGGAUAUGCCCUAAUGAGCUCGGUACAGAAUGAAGUGAGGAUGAGAUUGACUGUGGGGAAGUCAAAUCUCUCCUUGUUCCACAUUAUUCUGAGAUACGUCAACCCUGGAACUGAAGAAGUAUCCGGCCGCAUCACUGUUUAUCCGUCCUGGGCACAGUCAGAUGCUUCUCAAAGCAAAGAGAUUACCUUUCCCCCGAGUAAGGAGCCAGCCUUUGUCACCGUCCCUGGAAAGGGCUUUGCAGACCCAUUCUCCAUCACACCCGGGACAUGGAUCACUUGCAUCCAGGUGGAAGGAGUCCUCCUGGACUACCUGGUGCUGCUUCCCCGGGACUACUAUGAAGCACUCGCCCUGCAAGUGCCAGUCACAGAACCGUGUGCACGCACAGGAGCUCCCCAGGACAACUGUCUGCUUUACCAGCAUUUACCAGUGACCCGGUUCUCCUGUACCCUGGCUUGUGAGGCCAGACACUUCCUGCUUGAUGGGGAGCUGAGACCCGCGGCGGUGAGGCGGCCCACCCCCGCACACCCAGCCAUGGUGGACCUCAGUGGGAGAGAGGUGGAACUGCACCUGCGCCUGCGGGUCCCACAGAUUGGCCACUAUGUGAUCAUGCUGGAGUAUGCCACGGAGGUGGACCGGCUUUUUGUGGUGGACGUGAACCUGAAGAGCCCAGGGUCUGCCUUGGCGGGCCAGGUGAACAUAUACAGCUGCAAGUACAGCAUUCUGUGCAGGAGCGUGGUGAUUGACAGCCUGAGUCGUACGGCUGUGUACGAGCUGUUAGCAGAUGCAGACAUUGAGCUCAAGGUGCACAUGGCCAAGUUCCUUCUGUAUCAUGUUUGUGUCAUACCCACUGAAGAAUUCUCAACUGAAUAUUUGAGGCCUCAAGUCCACUGUAUUGCCAGCUACAGGCCGCGUGCUAAUCCAAGUGUCACCUGUGUCUCCCUGGCCCAUGAAACUCCUCCAACAGCCUUAGUUUUGGAUGCUCGGAAUAGGGGCCCUCUCCCUCUCCUGCCUCAGGAGCCUUCCCCUCCUGCGGAUGUCACUGACGGAGUUACCCUGAAGGCACCACAGAAUCAAGUAACCCUGAGAGGACUCGUACCACACCUGGGCCGACACGUCUUUGUCAUCCAUUUCUAUCAAGCAGAACACCCGACAUUUCCCACAGAGGUGUUUGUGGAUGGAGGAAGACGGUGGUCAGGCUCCUUCCUGGCCUCCUUUUGCCCUCAUUUACUUGGCUGCCGGGACCAAGUGCUCUCCCAUGGCCAGGUGGAGUUUGACAUCUCAGAAGCGGAGGUAGCUGUGACUGUGACGGUUCCGGAAGGAAAGUCCCUAAAGCUGGUCCGGGUUCUAGUGGUACCCGCAGAGAAUUAUGACUACCAAAUACUUCACAAAACAUCAGUGGACAAGUCCUUUGAGUUUAUCAGCAAUUGUGGAGGAGACAGUUUUUAUAUUGAUCCUCAGGCAGCCUCUGGAUUCUGUAAGAAUUCUGCGAGGUCCCUGGUAGCCUUUUACCAUAACGGUGCCCUGCCUUGUGAGUGCCACCCAGCUGGGGCUACCAGCCAUCACUGCAGUCCUGAGGGCGGGCAGUGCCCUUGCCGGCCCAACAUCAUCGGAAGGCAGUGCACCCGCUGUGCAGCAGGUCACUAUGGAUUCCCACACUGCAAGCCUUGCAAAUGUGGCAGACGCCUUUGUGAAGAGGUGACAGGGAAGUGUCUCUGCCCACCCCGCACAGUCAGGCCUCAGUGUGAGGUCUGUGAGGUGAAUUCCUUCAACUUCCACCCCCUGGCUGGCUGCGAAGUCUGCAACUGCUCCAGGAAGGGUACCAUGGAGGCGGCCACCUCAGAGUGUGACAGGGACAGCGGGCAGUGCAGGUGUAAGCCAAGAAUCACAGGGCAGCGGUGCGACAGAUGUGCUCCCGGCUUCCACCAGUUCCCUGAGUGUGUUCCUUGCAGUUGUAACAGAGAUGGGACUGAGCCCCAAGUGUGUGACCCAGGGACUGGGGCUUGCAUGUGCAAGGAAAACGUGGAAGGCCCAGAAUGCCACGUGUGCCGCCGAGGAUCCUUCUACUUACACCCUGCCAAUCCAAAGGGCUGCACCACGUGCUUCUGUUCUGGAGUGAAUACUGACUGUCAAAGUUCACAUAAGCAAAGAGCUAAGUUUGUAGACAUGAUGGGCUGGCGUCUGGAGACAGAGGAUGGAGUUGCUAUCCCUGUGUCCUUCAACCCGGGCAGCAACAGUGUGGUUGCAGAUCUGCAGGAGCUGCCAUCAUCAGUCCGCAGUGCAUCCUGGGCGUCACCUCCAUCCUAUCUAGGUGACAAGGUUUCCUCGUAUGGCGGCUACCUCACCUACCAAGCCAAGUCCUUCGGCUUACCUGGCGACAUGGUUCUUCUGGAAAAGCAGCCAGAUGUGCAGCUCACUGGUCAGCACAUGUCCAUCAUCCACCAGGAAUCCAGUGACCCACGGCCAGACAGGCUGCAUCACGGGAGAAUACAAAUGGUUGAGGGAAACUUCAGACACGAGGGCAGCGGUGCCCCAGUGUCCCGGGAAGAGCUGAUGACCGUGCUGUCCCAACUGGAAGGGCUGUACAUCCGGGGCCUCCACUUCACUGAGACACAGCGGCUCACCCUGGGCGAGGUAGGGCUGGAGGAGGCCUCUGACACAGGAAGCGGACCCAGAGCUCAUCUUGUGGAGAUGUGUGCCUGUCCCCCUGACUACACAGGUGACUCAUGUCAGGCUUGUCGCCCUGGAUACUAUCGGGACAACAAGAGCCUACCCGCGGGAAGGUGUGUUCCCUGCAAUUGCAACGGACAUUCAAACCGCUGCCAGGAUGGCUCAGGGAUGUGCAUUAACUGUCAGCACAGCACAGCUGGGGACCACUGUGAGCACUGCAAGGAAGGUUACUAUGGAAACGCCAUCCAGGGAUCCUGUAGGGUCUGUCCCUGCCCUCAUACCAACAGUUUUGCUACUGGCUGUACUGUGGAUGGAGGAAAUGUGAGGUGUGCCUGCAAACCCGGAUACACAGGAGCACAGUGUGAGAGGUGUGCGCCAGGGUAUUUUGGGAAUCCCCAGAAGUUUGGAGGUAGCUGCCAACCCUGCACCUGUAACAGCAAUGGCCAGUUAGGCACUUGCGACCCCCUGACUGGAGACUGUGUAAGCCAAGAACCCAAAGACGGCAGCCCUGCAGAAGAAUGCGAUGACUGUGACAGCUGUGUGAUGACACUCUUGAAUGACUUGGCCACCAUGGGUGAGGAACUCCGCCUAGUGAAGUCAAAGCUGCAGGGCCUGAGUGUGAGCGCUGGUGUUCUAGAACAGAUCCGGCACGUGGAGACGCAGGCCAAGGACCUGAGGAACCAGCUGCUGGGCUUCCGUUCUGCCAUCUCAAGCCACGGGUCCAAACUGGACGGCCUGGAAAAAGAACUGGGCCAUCUGAACCGUGAAUUUGAGACUGUCCAGGAAAAGGCACAAGUCAAUUCCAGAAAAGCACAAACAUUAUACAACAACAUUGAUCGGACAACCCAAAGCGCCAAAGAAUUGGACACGAAGAUUAAAAACGUCAUCCAGAAUGUGCACAUUCUCCUGAAGCAGAUCGCCAGGCCAGGCGGAGAAGGAGCGGACAUGCUGGUGGGCGACCGGUCCAGGGAGCUGGCAGAAGCCCAGCGCAUGAUGUGGGAGCUUCGAGGCCGAGACUUCAGAAAGCACCUCAGAGAAGCCGAGGCCGAGAAAACAGAAGCCCAGCGCCUGCUGAACCGGCUCAGGACCUGGCUGGAAACCCACCAGGUGGAGAACAAUGGACUGCUAAGGAAUAUUCGGGAUUCGCUAAAUGAUUAUGAAGCCAAACUUCAGGACCUGCGUGCUGUUCUCCAGGAGGCCGCUGCCCAGGCAAAGCAAGCCACUGGCCUCAACCGUGAAAAUGAGGGGGUUCUAGGAGCCAUCCAGAGACAAAUGAAAGAAAUGAAUUCCCUGAAGAAUGAUUUCACCAAGUACCUGGCCACGGCAGACUCUUCCCUGCUCCAGACCAACAAUCUCCUGCAGCAGAUGGACAAAAGCCAGAAGGAAUAUGAAAGCUUAGCUGUGGCUUUAAAUGGAGCAAGACAGGAGCUAAGCAGCAAAGUGCAAGAGCUCUCCAGAUCUGCCAGCAAAACAUCCCUGGUAGUGGAGGCCGAGAAGCAUGCGCAGUCUUUACAGGAUCUGGCAAAGCAGCUGGAAGAGAUAAAGAGAAACACCAGCGGGGAUGAGCUGGUACGCUGUGCUGUGGAUGCGGCCACCGCCUACGAGAACAUCCUCAAUGCCAUCAGAGCAGCGGAGGAUGCAGCCAACAAGGCUGCCAGCGCCUCGGAGUCUGCCCUCCAAACACUGACAAAGGAAGAUCUUCCCAGAAGAGCUAAGACCCUGAGUUCCGACAGCGACGAGCUGUUAAACGAAUCCAAGAUAACGCAGAAGAAGCUACAGCAAGAAGUCAGCCCAGCUCUCCACAGCCUACAGCAAACCCUGAACACUGUGUCGGUUCAGAAGGGCCUGCUAGAUGCCAACCUCACGGCCGUCCGUGAUGGUCUUCGUGGGUUACAGAGAGGUGAUGUUGACAGUAUGAUCAACGGUGCGAAGAACAUGGUCAGGAAGGCCAAUGGUAUAACAAGCGAGCUUCUGGACGGGCUCAACCCCAUCCAGACAGAUUUGGGAAGAAUUAAGGACAGCUAUGGGAGCACACGGCGUGAGGACUUCAACAAGGCUCUGACCGAUGCCAAUAACUCAGUAAAGAAAUUAACCAAGAAGUUGCCUGAUCUUUUUAUCAAGAUUGAAAGUAUCAACCAGCAAUUGCUGCCCCUGGGAAACAUCUCUGACAAUGUGGACCGAAUCCGAGAACUCAUUCAGCAGGCCAGAGAUGCUGCCAAUAAGGUCGCAGUCCCCAUGAGGUUCAACGGGAAAUCCGGCGUCGAGGUCCGGCUCCCAAAUGACCUGGAAGACUUAAAGGGGUACACGUCUCUGUCUCUGUUUCUCCAAAGACCCGACCUGCGCGAGAACGGGGGCACCGAGGAUAUGUUCGUGAUGUACCUCGGGAAUAAGGAUGCCUCCAAGGACUACAUUGGCAUGGCGGUUGUAGAUGGUCAGCUGACGUGUGUCUACAAUCUCGGGGAUCGGGAAGCUGAAGUCCAGGUAGACCAGGUGCUGACUGAGAGUGAGAACCAGGAGGCAGUUAUGGACCGAGUGAAGUUCCAGAGAAUAUAUCAGCUUGCAAAACUUAAUUACACCAAAGAAGCCACAUCCAAUAAACCCAAAGCUCCUGAGGUCUAUGACAUGGAGGGCGACAGUAGCAACACCCUCCUGAAUUUGGAUCCAGAAACUGCUGUGUUUUACGUCGGAGGUUACCCACCCGAUUUUCAACUGCCUAGCAGACUGAGGUUCCCUCCAUACAAAGGCUGUAUCGAACUGGAUGACCUCAAUGAAAAUGUUCUGAGCUUGUACAACUUCAAGACAACUUUCAAUCUCAACACAACUGAAGUGGAGCCUUGUAGGAGGCGAAAGGAAGAGUCGGACAGAAACUACUUUGAGGGUACAGGCUAUGCCCGCAUUCCCACUCAAGCCAGCGCCCCCUUCCCAAACUUCAUCCAGACUAUCCAGACCACCGUGGACAGAGGUUUACUGUUCUUUGCCGAAAACCAGGAUAACUUCAUAUCCCUGGACAUAGAAGAUGGCAAUCUCAUGGUGAGAUACAAGCUGAAUUCGGAGCUGCCCAAAGAGAAAGGAAUCCAAGACACCGUCAACAACGGGCGAGAUCACACGAUUUCGAUUACAAUCGGAAACUCAAGAAAACUCAUGUGGGUGUAUAUGCAUGACCUUAACAUAAAAAUUGAAGGGGAAAUAUUUGAUUUCGGCACAUAUUAUCUGGGAGGAAUUCCAAUUGCAAUCAGAGAAAGGUUUAACAUCUCCACGCCUGCUUUCCAAGGCUGCAUGAAGAAUCUGAAGAAAACCAGUGGUGUCGUCAGGUUGAAUGACACUGUGGGAGUCACCAAGAAGUGCUCCGAAGACUGGAAGCUCGUGCGAACUGCCUCGUUCUCCAGAGGAGGACAGAUGAGCUUUACCAACUUGGAUGUGCCCCUGCCUGACCGCUUCCAGCUCUCUUUUGGGUUUCAGACCUUUCAGCCCAGCGGUACAUUAUUGAGUCAUCAGACACGGACAAGUAGCCUGCAGGUCACCUUAGAAGACGGUCACAUUGCGUUGAGCACCAGGGACAGCAGCGACUCCAUCUUCAAGUCUUCACAGACCUACAGGGACGGCUUAUUGCAUCACGUGUCUGUAAUCAGCGACACCUCAGGCCUCCGACUCCUCAUUGAUGACCAGGUUCAGGGAAGGAACCGAAGGCUCCCUGGCUUCUCGAAUCUCCAGCAGUCCCUCCGUCUGGGUGGUGGUUAUUUUGAGGGUUGUAUCAGCAAUGUUUUUGUCCAAAGGUUGUCACAGAGUCCCCAAGUCCUGGAUUUGGCCAGUAAAUCUACCAAGAGGGAUGCCUCCUUGGGAGGCUGCAGUUUGAACAAGCCACCCUUUCUUCUGCUGUUCAGAGGCCCCAAGAGGUUUAACAAGGCCAGGACUUUCGAUGUCAAUCAGCUAUUGCAGGACGCACCUCAGGCCUCCCCAAGGAGCAUGGAGGCAUGGCAAGAUGGGAAGGCCUGCCUGCCCCCUCUGAAUACCCAGGCCAGCCACAGAGCCCUCCAGUUUGGGGACAGUCCUACCAGCCACUUGCUAUUCAAGCUUCCCCGGGAGCUGCUGAAACCCAGGUCACAGUUUUCUGUGGACAUACAGACAACCUCCUCCAAAGGGCUGGUGUUUUACACAGGCACCAAGAACUCCUUCAUGGCUCUUUAUCUCUCAGAAGGGCAUGUCAUCUUUGCUUUGGGAGCAGAAGGGAAGAGACUGAGGCUCAGGAGCAAGAAGAAAUACCAUGAUGGGAAGUGGCACACGGUGGCGUUUGGACAAAGUGGAGGGAAGGCGCGCUUGGCUGUGGAUGGGCUAAGGGCCCAGGAAGGCAGCUUGCCUGGAAAUUCUACCAUCAGCCCCAGAGCACAGGUUUACCUGGGAUUGUCACUAUCAAGGAAGUUGAAGAGCCUCCCCCAACACAGCUUUAUAGGGUGCCUGAGGAACUUCCGGUUGAACUCAAAACUCCUGGACUCCCCCUCAGCAAGGUUUGGGGUAUCUCCCUGCUCAGGUGGCUCUUUGGAGAAAGGCAUUUAUUUCUCCCAAGGAGGAGGCCAUGUGGCCCUGGCCAAUUCUGUGUCCCUGGGGCCAGAGUUUGAGCUCAUUUUCAGCAUCCGCCCGAGGAGUCUUACUGGGACCUUAAUACACAUUGGAAGUCAAUCUGGACCACACUUAAGUGUUUACAUGGAGACAGGAAAGGUCACAGCCUCUAUGAACAGUGAGACAGGUGGGACCUUGACAUCAAUCACACCAAAGCAGUCUCUGUGUGAUGGACAGUGGCACUCAGUGACAGUCUCUAUCAAACAGCACAUCCUGCACCUGGAACUGGACACAGACAGUAGCUACACUGCCGGACAGCUAUCCUUCCCAGCUAACAACACCCAAGGGUCACUACACGUUGGAGGCAUCGCAGACAAACUGAAAAUGCUUACACUCCCUGUGUGGAACUCAUUUUUUGGCUGUCUGAAGAAUAUUCAAGUAAACCACACCCCUGUCCCCAUCACUGAAGCUGCGGAAGUCCAGGGAUCCGUCAGUCUGAAUGGUUGCCCUGACCACUAACCCUACACAGAAAGAAAAUUCACCUUUGAAAGCACCAAGAACCCAGCGGAUCUCCCACCCCAUAAAAAGUCAAGACACCUUAGCACACGUUUAAAAACCAAUCUCAUUUUUAAUUUCAAGUACACAGACCCAUCGUUUUGCCAUUCAGCGCUACACUUGUAUUUUAUAUAAAAAGCCCAUUUCUUGAAGAAAAUGAACAAAUUGUUAUUCAAACAUGCACACAAUGCUUUUGUUAGUAUUAUUUUUUCCACUAAGAAUUAAAUGCCUUUUAGAGAACAUUUUUCCCAAUUGCUAAAAAGAAAAUUUUGUUUAGAGCACUUUAUGAAUAUAAAACUUUAAAAUGUUAAAUUGCUACAGUUCAUGGGAUUAAAUAAAUGCAAUGCACUCUUCAAAUGAUGUUUUACAAGCAAGGAAAACCAAGGGCUGAUGAUCACUGCUAAUUAUAUUAACUCCUCGGCACCUGCUCAAAGUGUUAUGUGCAACACAAUUUCCUACAGAUAAUUAUUGAGCACAUGCUAAGAGGUUGUCUGUGUGCUCAGUGUAUGAACUACACUGACGUUUAAUAAGUCAGUGUGUGAAUUCCACUGACGUUUAAUAAGUCAGUCCUGCCCUUAAGGAGCAUGCUCUUCAAUGGAGAGAUAUACAAUAUCAUACUAUAGGAACCAGCAUAUUGAACCAAUGAAACCAUUAAUGAGGCUCACUGGCUUCCCAAUCCUUGCCUUCCCCAAUCUGCUACCAAAUCUAAAUUUUGAUUAUUAAUUUGUUGAGAACACAAGCCAUCUGGUAGAGGUGCUAAGAAGAAUGUAUGCACUAUAACUGAAGCUUUGUGUAUCUUUGUGCAUGUAUGUGGAGGCCAGAGCUCAACACUUUCCUCAAUCACUUUCCUCCUUAUUUUUUGAGACAAGGUCUUUUGCUGAACCCAGAGCUCAACAUUUUGACUUGGCUUGAAUACCCAGCAAAUCUCUCCAGGAUCCUUCCAUCUCCCCCACAGUGCUAGGGUUACAGACAUGUGUCUAGCUUUUAGACAGCUGCUGGGAAUCCGAACUCAGAUCCUCAUGCGUAUCCACCAAGCUGUCUAGACCACUUGAUGACUGAAGCUUUUAUGGCAGGUCAUCAGGACCCAGCUAGGAGAAAUCCCUUUUAGAUUAUCUAUAAAAUAAUUUGUGACACAACAGACAAGCAUUAUUACCCACGUGUGCUAACAAAGACUAUGCAAGUAUUUUUGUGUCUUUGACUCUUUGAUAGGGGAAAAAAGGAAUAUUGCAUAUAAUAAGAAAAUGGGGUAUAAUAAGAAAACAGGGUAUAGUAAUCCUCUAUGGUGUCCUUAGAGCUCUGUGUUCUCUACUUCUGAACUUGAGUAGCUUGUUCUUCCAUGGUCUUUGCACCACAGUCCUCUGAGCAUGCUUUCCACCAGCUCCAGCUGUACACAUCUGGAGUGUUCUGCAGAGGCAGCCAAUUCCCUACCCCAGCAGGUGCUUCAUGAGAGCUGACUGGUAAUCUUUAGGGAUGCUGCUUGACUGCAAGUCAGGUGCUUCAAAAUACGUUGAUUUUAAGACUUAAAAACCCCCAGUGGUGGUCUUGGCAUCUUCUGGAAGUUCCUCCAUGCUUCCAGCCAUCAGCAGGUCUUCACAACAUGUAUGAUCUCUCUCAGUUCUCACUGUUACACAGACUGGAUCUGCAAAGUCAUGACUCAGUAGAACUUCAUACUUGUAAGUAAUAUGUAGAUUCAUAAUGGGACAGCUACUUUUUAAAUAUUUCCCUAGUUUUAUAUAUAUCUGUGUUUUUUCCUGUAUGUAUGUCUGUGCACCAUGUACUUACAGUGCCUCCUGAUGCCAGAAAAAUGUGUCAGGUCCCCUGGAACUGGAGUUAUAUUACAGAUGGCUGUGAGCUGCCAUGUGGGCACUGGGAAUCAAACCCAUGUCCUCUGGAAGAGCAACAAGUGCUCUUAAUCACUGAACCAUCUCUCCAGCCCUGACAGUUCUGUGUUGACUAAUCUCAGUGAUUCCUUUCUCCAUUCUGUAAUAACAACAUGGAGAAUGACCACCCAUCUGGGUUUGCUGAAUAAAUCCCAGCUGCCAAUAUUCAGCAGAGAGUCCCAGGUGAAUUCAGCCAUGGGAACGUCAGUGUGGCCACUCUCCAGUUAGAAAUGUAUGUUCCCUGAAAUGAAUGUUUCUGUGUCUUCAGUGAAGCCAUCAUGGGAGCUAUCUGUCAACUACAAAGCACAAAACAGGGACAUCAGGUCAACUCUGACUGUGUCAGCACAAGGCCACCACUGGUUCCUGCUAGGGUCCACCAAAGGUCCAUAUAUUUGGUCCUCCAGAUCAGGCACUGGGGGGUGCUGUGAACUUUUAGGAAGUGGAGUUGAGAGAUCCUUAGGUCAUUGGGAGAUAUGCUUAGAAAGGGAUACUGGGACUCUCCCCAUGCUCUCUCUACUUCCUGCCUCAAGAUGUGGCUGCCUGUUCCACCUGGUACAGCCUCCUGCUACUGCAAUGCCCAUGUCUCAAGACCCCCAAACAAGACCACCGCAGAACCGACAUUCGAUGCAAUUGCAAAGAGGUUUAUUAAUAACAAAGCAAGCCUGGGCUUGGUCCGUGUCCAACAUCUGACACAGCGAGUGGACAAGGAUGGCCCUGAGCUCUCAGAGUGAGGGGUUUUUAAAGGGGAAAACUGCAAACAAGCCUUUGCAUCAUAUGAUUGGGUGAGGGUGUGUAACUUUUGAAUUUACUGGUUGGGGGUUACAGUUAUCAUUUUUGGCAGGCCUGGACAAGUUCCAGGCUUUGUCCUUGAGCUGCCAUUCACAUUGACCCAUGCAUGUUCACACUGACCCAUGCGUGUAGCUCUAAGUUGGUGAGGGGUCCCAGAUAGUAAACAACUGGCUGAACCUUGAGCGGUCAGAGUACGUGCAGAAAGGGAGCUACUGCAAGGACUAUGUCUUUUGUUCCUGGCCCUCCCAGAAACUGUUUGCUCAAGUCUCAGGAAACUGAAAUUGGGGCCUGAUCUCUGAGAGAAGGCUGAGCAGCCUGUUAUGGCGUCUGCUUGGUCCUUUCACUACAAUGUGCUACCAUCUAUGACACUACCAAAGCUCAAUGAGGAACUUCAUGCCCUGGAACUCCAAAACUGUGAGCUAAAUUAACCUUUCUUUAUGAAGUUCGUUACCUCAUUAUUUUGUGGUAAUUCAAACUUGAUGAAACAGUCCCAUGUGAGGCUUGGAAACAGCUUAUCUUUGGAAGCAAAAACACCAGAUAUUUAGGGAGCAACCAUAUGCUUUCAUGAGCCUGCUCCUUUCAGGAAUUCUCAGGGUACCUGUUGACCUCACUCCUCAAUAUGUAAAGCCAUUAAGUUUUGCCAUGCUCUCUGUAGCUCCAUUUCAAAAGAAAACGGCACAGGACAGAACACAACAACUUUCCCUCCUAGACAGGAAGUGCCUCACCCAUGACAGGAAGUGGUCUCACCCACAGAGAACGCUGGCUAGCACCCUUCUCCACUGUUCCCACUUCCACCCCCAGUGUGCCAGGCUGGAAAACACCAAAACCCACCUUCUGCCCCAUCAACCACAACUUCCUCCAGUUCCCAAGUUCUUGGUCCUGGUUUGCUUUCCAUUGUUGUGAUGAAACACUGACCAAAACCACAUUGGGGGAGGAAGGGGUUUGGCUUAUACUUCCAUGUCACAGUCCGUCGUUGGGGGUGGUCCGGACAGGAACCACAACAGAGGAAUGCUGCUUAGUGGCUUGCUCCCUCUGGGUUGCUCAACUACCUUUCUUAUCCAACCCAGUUCUACCUGUUUAGGGGAUGGUACCGCCUACAGUGGGCUGGGCCCUCCUACAUCAAUUAAGAAAAUGUCCCACGGGUAUGGCCAUAGGCCAGUCUAAUCUGGGCAAUUCCUAAGUCACUCUGGGUUAUGUCAAGUUGACAGCUGAUUUCAGAGAGGGUAGAGUCACCUGAGAAGAUGAUUCCCUAGGAAUGAUGACUUCAAGCCAGCACAUGAAUGAAACAACAUUUAAAACUAUAUUCUUUUAGGGAAUGUAAGUGGUAUAUGUAUUCAUUAUGGAAAACUUAGGACUAUGUAUAAAAGCAUAAAAAGCCAUCCACAGGGGCCAGAGAGAUGGCUUAGAGGUUGAAAGAACAUACUGCUCUUGCAGACGACCCAGGUUUGGUUCCCAGCACCCAUCAGAUAGCUCACAGCUGCCUGUAACUCCUCCAGUGUCAAGUAUCUAACACUCUCUGCUGGUCUCCAUGAGCACUGCGCUCACACACACAAACCCAUAUUUGCACACACAUAUAUACAUAAUUAAAAAUAAAAUAUUUUAAAAUUACCUGUAAUCCCAGUAGCUCAGAAGUCUGUUUACAUUUAGUAAUGUGUCCGUUAGUCCUUUUAAAUCUUCAUGGAUUUCCUUAUGAAGUCAUGAGUAUACAAUACAUUUCUCUGUAACUUUAGAACGGUGCCAUUUCCAGGUCUGUAGUGUAACCAUAAUGUAAUCAUUACUUGAUUGGGAAUUUCAAUAUUUUUUGAAGUUGUAAGCAAUAUUAAGAUGUAGAUGUCUUGGGAUAUAUUUAUUCUCUUAAGAUAAUUUCUUAGCAGUGAAGUCAGUUGUCAAAGGCCAUGAAUUGCUGAUGGCAGAAGUUAGUUAUUGCCAAGUCGACUCCAGAAAGAGCUGUCUGUCUUCAGCAAGAUGCAUUGGGAAGUGGCCCUUGAAUAUGCCUCCCUUCCCAAGGCUGGCUGAUGGUCAGACUGAGAGUAGCCCUUUGAGCAAGCCCUUGGUGGUCCGCCAUGACCCAGGUCACCUUCCUGGAACACAAGGCCAGUGACGGAUGUUUGACUCAAAGGACAAUCGUCCCGAUGCUGUAGGAGAGUGAAGUGUUGCUGAGUCUCUGGAACUGGCUCAGAGCCACAGGACUGCAGAACAUGUCCUGUUCUGAGACCUCCAUGCCACUGCCAAGGUCAGGCCAUUUUUCCAAGUGGAGCAAGACACUUGCAAGAGGAUUUGAUAUUGUACUGUCCUCUCUCCCAGCGGCCUGGGCCUCACUGGCAGAUCUAGCCAUCUCCUCCUCUGUGGAAGUUUGUGUUCAUUGUGACUAAAAUUCUCAUAGCAGUUCUUUCAGGAAAAUUCCAGGAUUCUCUCUCUCUCUCUCUCUCUCUCUCUCUCUCUCUCUCCCUUUCUCUCUCUCUCUCUCUCUCUCUCUCUCUCUCUCUCUCUCUCUCUCUCUCUCUCUCUCUCUCUUUCUUUGUGUCUGUGUGUGUAUGUGGUGUGUGUGUGUGUGUGUGUGUGUGUGUGUGUGUGUGUGUGUGUACCAGGGCACACAAGUGAGCAUCAGAGAACAGGUUGCAGGAGUUGGUUCUCUCCUUCCUGUGUGCUUCCCAGGUAUUGAACUCAGGUCGUCAUACUUGGCAGCAAGCAUCUUCCCUGCUGAGCCAUCUUGUCAGCCCAAAUUCUAAUAUUGUAACUGGCAAAAACCCAAGGCCACAUCCCUCCAACUGACUUGGUCCCUAACAGAGAAACCCAAAGCACAAACUCCUGUAAAAAAUUUUAAACUGAUACGUAACUGUACAUCCUUAGGGAUACAGUGUGGUAACUCAGUAUACACGUGCGAUGUGCAAGGCUCAGCCCCGAGUGAUUAGUGUUUCCACCCCUACUCACCGUUUCUUUAAUGGCCUCUCCAAGCUCCUCUUCUAGGUCAUCACAACAUACAGAAUAAAUGGCUGUGAAAUAGUGUCACCCGGAUGUGCUGCAGAACACAAGGACUUACCCCCUAACCAGCUGUAGGUUGGUGUCAUGAGCCUCCUCC
Peromyscus californicus insignis is the source of this 15966-nucleotide messenger RNA. It is a transcript of the gene Lama3, whose product is annotated as laminin subunit alpha 3. The transcript is spliced from 75 exons. NCBI's taxonomy places the organism in Eukaryota, Metazoa, Chordata, Mammalia, Rodentia, Cricetidae. Gene Ontology annotation, cellular component: basement membrane. The coding region runs from base 172 to 10182 and encodes 3336 amino acids. Gene Ontology annotation, molecular function: signaling receptor binding. The record is from RefSeq and is a predicted model, not a curated record. Gene Ontology annotation, biological process: regulation of cell adhesion; cell adhesion; regulation of cell migration.